GAGUCGAGCUUUUUGAAGGGCGCAACAUGUCGGCCUACUAUCCUCGUGAGUGGUAAUUUCCGAGUUUUGGGCCAUUGGCCGCAAACUGACCCAGUCUAUUAGUACCUCCCGGAGCUGGCGGCGCUGCCCCUGGAGGCCAACAAAGCUACCCUCCCCCUCCCAUGUCGGCACCACCCACGCAGACGCACUUUUCGUAUCCCCCUCCCCCAGGCAACGGGCAGGGCUCGGUCAAUUACCCCCCUCCGCCUCAAGCCGGCCCAGCUCCCACUCCGCCGUCAGGGACGUCCUCACCUUCAGACCCGCCUCCCCCAACGCCGCAGCAGCAGCAACAGCAACAACAUUAUCCGCCCCCUCCUCAGCAACAACAGCAGCAGCAGCAAUAUAGCCCCCCGCCUCCCCAGCAGCAGCAGCAGUAUCCUCCCCCGCCGCAGCAGCAGCAACAGCAGCAGUAUGCGCCCUCGCCCCAGGCGUCGCCCUCUCCCAUGCAGCACGGUGCUUUGCCCCAGCACUUGCGGACUCCCUCCACCGUGUCGCAAGGUUCGCCGAACCAGCCGCAAUUUGCGCCACCUCCUUCAUACCCUGUGCAGGAUGACAAAGGCACCUAUCCGCCCGAGAAGACCCAGCACCUGCAGCAGCCACAGCCGCAGCUGCAACCGCAAUUGCAACCGCAAUUUCAACCGCAACUGCAGCCCCAGGUCCCCAUCAUCGAUCCGACCGGUACUCCUGCCGCCGGCCACUUCGUCGGCGCCAGUACGAUAGUCGACGACGUGGGCACCUUCAACGGAGGCAGCUACCGCAUUAGCCACCGCGACUGCAACUCAAUCCUGACCAUCCAGCUGGCCAUCGGAUGCCCCAUCGAAGCGAGGCCAGGCGCCAUGAUCGCCAUGUCUCCCUCCAUCGUUCUCAAGGGCAGCGUCAAGUUCAGCGUGAAGAAACUCGUGGCCGGCGGCGACAUGGGCAGCUCCACCUACACGGGACCCGGCGAGCUGCUGCUGGGGCCGCCCAUGCUGGGCGACAUCACCAGCCUGCGACUGACGGGUCAGGAGUCGUGGUCGGUCAGCCACGACGGCUUCCUCGCGUGCACGCAAAACGUCGUCAAGGACUACAAACGCCAAGGCCUGGGCAAGGCCAUGUUUAGCGGCGAGGGCUUGUGGGUGUACAAGAUCUCGGGCACGGGGCUGCUCUGGUUGACGAGCUUCGGCGCCAUUAUCCGCAAGGAUCUCGUGGAAGGCGAGAAGUACAUCGUGGACAACGGGCACCUCGUCGCCUGGAACACCAAAUACGUCCUAGAGCGCGUCGCCUCGGGCGGCAUCAUCUCCGGCCUGGCUUCCGGUGAGGGCCUGGUGUGCAAGUUCACCGGCCCCGGCACCGUCUUUAUUCAGACCAGGAACGCUAAAUCCUUCACGGCCUACAUGGGGGGCCAGCAGGUAAAUGCUUAAGUUGGUUUGGUGCUCGCCUCACGCCACCCCUGGUCACGCUCAUAGAAGCAAGUGGCAACUCGCUCCUCUUUUCCUAUUCUCAUCUUUUCUGAAAUUGGGUUUAUAUCUCUCAACAUUUCCCCGCCGUUUGUAUCUAAGCGACAUGUUAGUUGAGUAUUCGAGAGUUUGCUUUGAUAGGUGAACAUGACCCGUCUCAUAUUGGCCUGUUAAUGUAGGUGAGAACGCCU
Messenger RNA from Thermothelomyces thermophilus ATCC 42464, 1666 nucleotides. RefSeq lists its product as uncharacterized. The coding region runs from base 162 to 1439 and encodes 425 amino acids. Lineage: Eukaryota; Fungi; Ascomycota; Sordariomycetes; Sordariales; Chaetomiaceae. The record is from RefSeq and is a predicted model, not a curated record. The transcript is spliced from 5 exons.